This is a messenger RNA of Lathyrus oleraceus (garden pea), 408 nucleotides long. RefSeq lists its product as uncharacterized. The transcript has a single exon. NCBI's taxonomy places the organism in Eukaryota, Viridiplantae, Streptophyta, Magnoliopsida, Fabales, Fabaceae. The coding region runs from base 1 to 408 and encodes 135 amino acids. The record is from RefSeq and is a predicted model, not a curated record.
AUGGAGGAUUUUCCCAAUGUCUCAACUUACUGUCAAUGUCUUAAGAUGUUUUCUGAUCAGUUGAGAAAUGUCGGCUUCCCUAUCAACAAUCAUCGUCUGGUCCUUCAGAUGAUCUCUGGUCUCCCAGAAGCUUACCGCAAUGUUGCUACUUUGAUUCGCCAGAGCAACCCUCUUCUGGCAUUCUAUCAGGCUCGUUCCAUACUCGCUUUGGAAGAAACCGAUAUGACUAAGAUGGCAAACACAGGCUCUCAUGAUGCUAUGCACACCAUUCAGCCGAAACCUACUGAAGACACCUCUAAGCGUGGCAACCAGGGUCGCGAAGGAGGACGUGGUAACCGUAGUGCACCUCAGUCUGGAUCUCCCAGCGCUCCCUCACCUUGGUCCGCUCCUCCUUGGCAACAGCAAUAA